This is a messenger RNA of Platichthys flesus (European flounder), 869 nucleotides long. RefSeq names its product zinc finger protein 593 (gene znf593). The transcript has 4 exons. The record is from RefSeq and is a predicted model, not a curated record. The coding region runs from base 151 to 570 and encodes 139 amino acids. Gene Ontology annotation, molecular function: zinc ion binding; nucleic acid binding. Lineage: Eukaryota; Metazoa; Chordata; Actinopteri; Pleuronectiformes; Pleuronectidae.
ACUUAAAAAUGUCUGUAGGUAUAUGUCUCUCUUUGUAAACACUGGUAUUUAGCACCCUCUACAGGUGAGCAUGUGUCUCUAACCCCCUGAACGACCCGGAAGUACAUCCAUCUCUCUCGGCCACGCGUGUGUAAGCCGGAAGGAGCCAAAAUGGGCAAGUCCUGCUCGUAUGGAAGCCACAAGAGCGACAAGAAGAAGCACAUCGCAAAGACGUGGAAGACGAAGCGCAAGACCAAAGACCUGGACCAGAUCCACUCGGACAUGAAGCCGGAGACCGCAGCGCAGUUACUGAAGCAGGAGGUGGACUUCGAUGUGACCGGGUGUGCACAGCACUACUGUCUGCACUGCGCGAGAUAUUUUGUGGAUAUGAGAUCCUUGAAAGAGCACUUCAGAACUAAACUGCACAAAAAAAGGUUGAAGAAGCUCAGAGACGAGCCCUACACCCAGGCUGAGGCGGAGAGAGCGGCAGGUAUGGGGUCCUAUAUCCCUCAUAAAACAGUGGAAGUGAAGACACAGCCUGUGGAGGAGGACAUGGACGAAGAACCGCCCACGUUAAACCCAGUUACUUAGAACCGCCCACGUUAAACCCAUGGACUGAUCAACCCAGUAACAGAAGCAUUGACAGAACGAGUGAUGCUCCUGUUUGUUCCUGCUGUCACAAAUCCCAGAUGGAUUGUGAAAUGCUUUUUGUCUGUGACGACUCAUACUUGUUUAACAGCCAGCUGUGAUAGAACUGACUGUUUAAUGUCUGCGUAUCACCAGAAUCAGGAAGGCCCCACCCGUCUCUGGGUGCUUUGAUGCAACAUGCACCCAUGUAAAUACAGACUGUGCCUAACUGUGGGAAAUGAUAAUAAACUAUUCAACAGAGA